Messenger RNA from Telopea speciosissima, 468 nucleotides. RefSeq names its product probable ADP-ribosylation factor GTPase-activating protein AGD11. NCBI's taxonomy places the organism in Eukaryota, Viridiplantae, Streptophyta, Magnoliopsida, Proteales, Proteaceae. Bases 1 to 468 code for a protein of 155 amino acids. Gene Ontology annotation, molecular function: phospholipid binding; GTPase activator activity. The transcript is spliced from 2 exons. The record is from RefSeq and is a predicted model, not a curated record.
AUGCUUUACCAUGCGUGCAAUCCAGCCGAUGGUAACCUUCCUUACGGGAAGUUUCUUACCUUGGUCUUCCAAUACUUUGGGGUUCCACCAGAGGCCGAGUACAUCGACAGGGUUCGAUCUAGGCCGAUAGACAAGACUUCUAUUCUGAAGAUGAAGGUGCCUGGUGAAGAUCCAGUAGUGGAUGAGGACCAGCUUGUUUAUGACAAGGAUACAUUCACACCAGAUGAUCGCAUGGGAGAGGCUGAGAUUGACAUCCAACCCUUGGUCAUUGCUUCCAAAGUUCAUGAGAAUUCCACCAUCCCUGAGUACAUUGAGCUUGGAAAAUGUAUAGCUAACAAACACAAUGGCUUGGGCAGCAUUAUCAGCAUAUUAUAUGGAAGGGUAAAGCAAGACAUCACAAUCAAGCUGCAGCAUGUUGAGCGUGGAGUGUUAGAGAUUGAGCUUGAAUGUGUUCCUCUUAGUCAAUAA